AUGCCGUCCGAGGGCUUAUCCGACUCCGCAGCGCUUCUUCGCCCAGUUCGUGGUGCUGUCAACUACACCAGACGGGCGUUGAGGGCGGCAGCCUAUCCGAUCCGCGGCAUCUGGUACUUUUUGCGCCAUCCCGAGUUCUACCCGCUCUUUGUCAGCCGGCUGCUCCCGCUAUCCAUAAUCUCAUUCUUGGUCUACCUCCUCCUCUUUGCAUUCGCCUUUUUGCCUCAGUUUCUGUUCCUCCUCAUCUUCCAUGGCCGCGCGGGAGCCCUGAUAAACACCACCGUCUUGGUGUUGGGGGAGGGUUUAGUGGUCAUCCAAGGCCUGUUCGAAGGGUUCUUCGUCGACGAAUGCCGGGUGGACAUCUUUGACGUAAGCCACGCUUCCCACGUUGCGCUGGCCGAGUGGGGUCGAUCGAGUCAACUAACGACCCCCGCCCAGGCUACCCUGAUUAACCAUGGCCUCACCGACCUCAUCGCGCCCCAGCGCGUCCUCUUCCUCGAUGCUCCGGACGCCGUCCGAAUGCUCGGAAAGCCGACCGCCCGCGCCGAAUACCAACCGUGGAGCUUGAUACAAAUCAUCGAACUGAUCGUGUUCCUUCCCCUCAACCUCGUCCCGUACGUUGGCACUAUCGCCUUCAUCAUGAUCACCGGCUCCCGUCUCGGCAAGCUGUCCCACCACCGGUGGUUCAAGAUCAGGGGAUUAGACAAGAAAGAGACGAAAAGAGAGCUCAAGCUCAGACGUUGGGAAUACCUCUGGUUUGGCACGGUUGCCAUGAUUCUGGAGCUCGUCCCCAUUCUGAGCUUCUUCUUCCUGCUCACUAGCACGGCAGGCGCCGCUAUGUGGGCAGCUAAAAUGGAAGAACGAGCAAGGAUACGGGUUGGACGACCAAUCGCUCAUGAGAGCAACACGCAUGCCGCGGAGGAAGGGCCAGUGUACCAUGAUGAUCCGGUGUAA
Messenger RNA from Chaetomium globosum CBS 148.51, 954 nucleotides. RefSeq lists its product as uncharacterized. The transcript has a single exon. The record is from RefSeq and is a predicted model, not a curated record. The coding region runs from base 1 to 954 and encodes 317 amino acids. Gene Ontology annotation, cellular component: prospore membrane; lipid droplet; ascospore wall. NCBI's taxonomy places the organism in Eukaryota, Fungi, Ascomycota, Sordariomycetes, Sordariales, Chaetomiaceae.